Suillus subalutaceus is the source of this 665-nucleotide messenger RNA. RefSeq lists its product as uncharacterized. Bases 92 to 514 code for a protein of 140 amino acids. Lineage: Eukaryota; Fungi; Basidiomycota; Agaricomycetes; Boletales; Suillaceae. The transcript has 12 exons. The record is from RefSeq and is a predicted model, not a curated record.
UUAUGCAUCCAGGGUGUGGAUCAUCACGGCACAAAAUCGCUUGAUCACAGGCACUGUUUGCGCACUCGCAACUGCAUCAUUCGUGUGUGGCAUGAUCAUAAGUGGUUUAAUAAUUGUCACGCGAAACCCUGAAGUUCUAUUCCAUACGAAGUGGAUACAAUUAGCGUCCUGCGCUAGUGCAUUAUGUGAUGCUGUCAUUACAGGGUCAAUUUGGUGGUUUUUGCGACCGGCGCGAACAGGCUACAUUCGUUCGAGGGGUUAUCUCAAUGAAUUGACGCUGGUUUUUAUUCAAAUGGGAUUGUUUUCCUUCCUUUUGGCAACUUCCAUGGCUAUGAUCUAUCAGUUCCAGGAGGGUCUUGGUAGUCAAUUCUAUACCGCUGCACCUGGAGCAGUGAUAGGAAACUCCUAUACUAUCUCGAUGUUAUCAGUGCUCAAUGCCAGGAAGUCCGUUCGCGACCGGGAACGACUUGCUCGCGACCUAAUAGAGCUUCCUGCGCUACCCACAAUACUUUGAUUUUUUUUAGUUCUGCUAGUACCAGAUGUAUGUUCUUUGGCCAGCGUAUGGGCCGUCCCAUCUAUCCCACCCCUUCCAGUUUUAAUCGUUAAUCGUAAUUGAUGCUCUUUACAUAGAAUCCAUGGACUACAUUCUCCAGAUAAGUAACAAA